GACGCAUGCGCGGUAACUGUCACAGAGUGCAGCAUAACCGGAUACCUGUCAGUCUGUUCAGUGUGUAUGAAAAUUUGUGUUUUAACGUAAAUUUAAGGGGGCAAUCGCAACGUUAGUUUAACGCAAUGGCGAAACCCGAACAGGUGUUGAUCAUCGAACCCCAAAGCGAAUUGAAAUUUCGGGGCCCUUUUAGUGCACCGGUCACAUCGUAUAUGAAACUUACAAAUCCGACGGAGAAGAGAGUUAUGUUUAAGAUUAAAACGACGGCGCCGAAAAAGUAUUGCGUACGACCAAAUUCCGGUGCUUUAGACAGUAAUGGAGUCGUAGAAAUUGCCAUUUGCCUGCAACCGUUUAUAUUUGACCCCAAUGAGAAGAAUAAACACAAGUUUAUGGUGCAAACGGUGUUCGCUCCGGAUGGAGACGUUUCCGCGGAACAAGUCUGGAAAGACGUGCCGACGGAAAAAAUUAUGGACUCAAAAUUGAAAUGUGUAUUUGAAGUACCAGCAGCGGAGGAAGAACAGAACGGACCUGAAAUAAUUAAAGCUAGUCCGAAAUCUGCUUCGCAGCCGUCUGUUUCUUCUAACGUGGAAGAUGAUUUGAAAAGAGCUAAAGAAGAGGUGAUUGUAUUAAGAGAAGAGGAAAGUGCAUUAAGACAAGAAAACCUACGGCUAAAAGAGGAUAUGUUGCGACUGAAACAAAUGGCAGGAGUUGGAACGAUGAAGGAGCCAAUAACGAGCAAGUAUUUCCCACCGCAAAGCCAAAAUCAGGGUUCUACAGCUUAUUAUAUGGCGAUAGGUCUUUUCAUAGCCAUAUUUGGAAUUAUAGUGGGCAAGUUUGUACUCUGAGCCUGAUAACCUAUAUAUAUUAUAGAUUACGGAGUGGCUAACGCUCUCUUAAAACUCUUGUGUAUUUAUUAUUAUUUCAGUUUAAACUGAUGCAAAAAAAAAGAAAAUGAUUUAUUAACAAGUGUAAAAUAAAGAUUAUCGAUCAUACAGAAAAAGAAAAGAAAAAUAUGUACCCACCCCCCUUUAGAGUAUCUAAGUCAGUAUGUUAUAUUAUUCUUAUUAUUAUAAGCUGAUGCAUUAAAAAAAAACUAAAAAUAUAGUGAAAACAGCGUCGAGUGCUACCUUUUUUUAAUGGUUGUUUUCCGCUACUUUAUUGUUUCGUUAAUUUUUCUUAUCAAUUAUAAAAAUUUUAUAGAGGAACUUGAUAUGUUCUUGAAAUCAUCUAUAUCUUAUUCUUAAAUACAGCUUUAUUCAAUGAAAUAAUUCGAGGACAAUACAAGUUUUUCUUAAUUUAAAUAAAUAACCUCCAAGGUAAAACAUGGAAGAAAAUUACUUAAUUUAUAAAAUCAUUCAAUCAAUCUCCAAAUUUAUAUAUUGUCUAAUAGGAGACCUGAAUAUAGUGAAUAUAAAACGAGAAGAUAGCUUCAAAAUUAGUAUAUCCAAUUACAAAAAAAACUUAUUUUUUGCAGCUUAUUAAUAAAAGACAACAUCUAAUCUUUAUAUAAUCUAAAUUCAAAACUCCAAAUUAUUCCAAUGACAAUGUAAAAAUUUGGAAAAGCUUUAAAUCAUUGUAUGAAAUAUAUUUUAAUAUACCAGGUUUCUAUUUAAAGAAAAGUACGUGUAUCAUAAGGUUUGUUUUAUCAACAAAUGAGAAUUCUUCGCUUGCGCUUCAUUUUUUUCUGAAAAUAUUGCAGCGCAAACGUAGAAGAAUCACCAUUAAUUGAUUCCAACCGUUUUUUACCAUUACUUGAACAAACCUGUAAAAACAUUUGAUUCUACCCCUAAUAUGUUGAUGACUUUUUAAUCUCUUCUUCAUCUAUUUUUUUCUUCUCAUAACGAAUUAAUGAAAAAAAAACACGUAGUUGAGCUGUUAUUAACAUAUUAAGGACUGAAAACAUGUAAAUUCCUCGAAGGGAAAAAAACGAGUUCAAAAAAACGUUUUCCCUUCGAUCACUAUUGCUGUUACAAACAAUGAAUAGAAUUUAAAGAAAAAAAAAUAAUAUGUAUAUGGCGAUUUUACUUAUUAGUUCUCGAGUUCUAAACUAAUCACUAAUAAGAGAACACACACAAUCGAACUUUGUACCGUACUGUGCGCUUUAUGUUUUAAAUUGUUUUCUUUUUUUAACGAAAUAGAUUUAUUACUUUUUUGAAUGUAAAUGUGGUUUGCGAAAGUACGUGUCAGGAAUUUAUCGAACUAAUAAUAGUGCACCAGCUAGAUGAUUAAAAUAAAGAGAGAAAAGAGUCGCGCAUUCUUAAGUCGAUACGUUUAUAAGUCGGUAUGUUUUGUCCUUGUUUAGGUGUAGGUUGUAGCUUGUAUUUUUAAGAGACAUAAGGUAAAAAUAACGUUGUAAAGGAGAAAUAAAGGGAAACGAUGCAACACGUUUUCUUUACGGUUUUGUUUUCUGUCUUUGUCAUUUUUUUCUUUCAUUUUUUUUAUUUUUCACACUCAUUGAUUAAAGAAAUUCAUCUCAGCAUCUCUCUUUCUCGUUUCUAAUAAAGUGAUGGACUUUAACGAGGAAUAUUAGAUGCCACUGUAUGUAUUGUUCGUUACAAAGAUAUAAUAGAAAACCUUGAAGAAUAAAUUUAUUGUGCAUAAA
Molecule: messenger RNA, 2602 nt
Organism: Onthophagus taurus
Lineage: Eukaryota; Metazoa; Arthropoda; Insecta; Coleoptera; Scarabaeidae
Gene: Vap33
Product: VAMP-associated protein 33kDa
Biological process (GO): endoplasmic reticulum membrane organization
Cellular component (GO): endoplasmic reticulum membrane; plasma membrane
Molecular function (GO): FFAT motif binding
Source: RefSeq, a predicted model, not a curated record